This is a messenger RNA of Colletotrichum costaricense, 1353 nucleotides long. Its product is annotated as efflux pump. Gene Ontology annotation, molecular function: transmembrane transporter activity. The record is from RefSeq and is a predicted model, not a curated record. NCBI's taxonomy places the organism in Eukaryota, Fungi, Ascomycota, Sordariomycetes, Glomerellales, Glomerellaceae. The transcript is spliced from 8 exons. The coding region runs from base 1 to 1353 and encodes 450 amino acids. Gene Ontology annotation, cellular component: plasma membrane. Gene Ontology annotation, biological process: transmembrane transport.
AUGGAUCGGAACACAGAGCCCGAGUCUGCCCCCAUAUCCACACGAAGAAGAAGGAGCAUUGUGACAAUGACGGAGACACAGCUGCUAUCAAUAGACCUCAGUCUCAUGUCCACAGAGAUGUUCCCGUCUGUCGCCGAGAACGAGAAACAUAGUCCAGGAACAACGAUCACAGAAAAGGAGGCCGGUCCAAGCACGGAGAACGACCAAGAGAAGGGCAAAGGUCCGAACAAUGAUAUACCAGUGACACCGAUACCAAAGUACUUAUCAGGUGCCAAGCUCUGGAUUGUCAUCACAUGUGUAAUUGUUGUUGCCUGGUUGAUGUUCCUUGACAGUUCUAUCAUUGUUCCCGCUAUUCCAGCGAUAACUGACGAGUUUCAUUCUUUGCAAGAUAUCGGUUGGUAUGGCAGUGCCUAUCACGUUUCUAAUGCCGCUUUCCAGCCGCUCACAGGUAAAAUCUACCGCUACUUCAGCUCAAAGUGGUCUUUUUUCGUCUUCCUAGUCUUGUUCGAGAUUGGAUCUCUUGUAUGCGGGGCUACGCCUUCGUCCCUGAUAUUGAUCAUGGGCAGAGUCAUCGCGGGGAUAGGAAGUGCGGGCAUGAUGAGUGGUGGCCUGACGAUCAUCGCCGGAUCAGUACCUCUAGAGAAAAGACCUGCUCUUAUGGGACUGGUCAUCGGACUUGCAAACUCUGGCAGCGUUUGCGGUCCUGUUCUUGGUGGAGUACUGACCGACUAUGCCAAUUGGCGUUGGACAUUCUACAUCAACCUCCCGAUUGGCGGCGUCGUCCUGCUGUUUCUGGCAUGGUGCGAGAUUCCCGAUCAGGUGCCGAAACCGAGUCCUAUGGCGGUCAUUGCGAAAUUGCACACGUAUCUAGAUUUUACCGGCUUUUCGUUAUGCGCUGGUGCUGCGGUGUCAUUUCUCACGGCCCUCGAGCUUGGUGGGAACGAAUAUGCUUUUAACAGCCCCACGAUGAUAGGAUUGUUCUGCGGCUCUGCUGUGGCUCUCGUAACAUUCUUGGCCUGGAACUAUCGAAAAGGAGAUGACGGGCUCAUCCCAUCAUCAAUGGCCGGUAAGAGGCCCGUCUGGUCCGCAGCCGCUACAAACUUCACCUUUGUUGGCUCGGCGAUGAUCCAGAUCUACCUGCUCCCGCUCUACAUACUUCCAGGCAGUACAAGGCGCCACGCCGGUCCAGAGCGGGAUCAACGUUUUGCCAAGCAUCUUGUCACAGCUAGCUUUCGCCUACGGCGGAGGCGUGCUAGGGACGGAAGCCUAUGGAAUUAUUCCAUAUGUAAUUUGAGUUUAGCUAACGUCCUUGUCACCCUUCAAGUCGCGGUCACUGACCGCAAGCCCGACUAA